Molecule: messenger RNA, 1787 nt
Organism: Brachypodium distachyon (stiff brome)
Lineage: Eukaryota; Viridiplantae; Streptophyta; Magnoliopsida; Poales; Poaceae
Product: metal tolerance protein C4
Exons: 13
Coding region: 129-1514 (461 amino acids)
Biological process (GO): zinc ion transport; transmembrane transport
Cellular component (GO): membrane
Molecular function (GO): monoatomic cation transmembrane transporter activity
Source: RefSeq, a predicted model, not a curated record
GGCCACGGUGCCCAAGAAUCCCCCAAACCCUCCUUCCUGUUUGUUCUUCUAUCGCUUUCCCUCGAAUGGAAGCUGCGCCACGCCCUCGGCAGCAGCACCACCACCACCGGCGGCGCCGGCAUCUCUAAAUGCGCCGCCCCCUCGCUGCCGCCGUCCUCCGCCUCCGCCUCCUCUCGCCCUCCUCCCGUCCCCUCGUUCACUCUCCAUCCCCUCUCCACCUCCUCCUCUCCCGCCGCGACGACGACCUCGAGGACCGCCACCCAACCCCUCCGCCUUCCCCAUUCUCGCCUCACCCGCUCAUCAGCUCCCCCUCCGGUGCCGCCGGCCUCCUCGGCCUCCGUGGGUGGCGGACACUCCCCCCCGCAGCUUCACCGCCCAGGGGCACCAUCGCGGACGCGCCUCCUGUCCUGCUCAAUAUCUCCCGCAGUUAUUCUCUGCGUGUCGCCACAAGCAAGAAGAAGCCACUCUUCGACGAUGAGCACAGCCACCGGGCAGUUAACACAGCACUUUGGUGUAACUUUCUUGUCUUCACGCUAAAGUUUGGUGUGUGGUUUUCAACGUCUAGUCAUGUUAUGCUGGCUGAGCUAGUGCAUUCAGUUGCAGACUUUGCUAACCAGGCCCUUCUUGCAUACGGUUUGAGAAGCUCAAGACGUGCUCCAGAUGCUCUACACCCCUAUGGUUAUUCAAAAGAAAGAUUUGUAUGGUCCUUGAUAUCCGCAGUUGGAAUAUUUUGCUUGGGUUCAGGUGCUACUAUUGUGCAUGGAGUUCAAAACUUAUGGAGUUCUGAAUCUCCGGAGAACAUUCAGUAUGCUGCAUUAGUGAUUGGUGGAUCGAUCCUAAUUGAAGGUGCUUCACUUCUUGUUGCUAUAAAGGCUGUUAAGAAAGGUGCAGCAGCAGAAGGAAUGAGUAUCAGGGACUACAUCUGGCGUGGUCAUGAUCCAACUUCGGUUGCUGUUAUGACUGAAGAUGGGGCUGCUGUUACAGGUCUUGCUAUUGCAGCAGCAUCUUUGGUGGCUGUUCAAAUGACAGGAAACCCUAUCUAUGAUCCAAUCGGUUCCAUCAUUGUUGGUAACUUACUUGGAAUGGUUGCGAUUUUUCUCAUUCAGAGGAACAGGCAUGCUUUAAUUGGCAGGGCCAUUGACGAUCAUGAUAUGCAGCGGGUUCUUGAAUUUCUCAAGUCUGAUCCGGUUGUAGAUUCUCUUUAUGAUUGCAAAAGUGAGGUUAUCGGGCCAGGGUUCUUCAGAUUCAAAGCAGAAAUUGAUUUCAAUGGAGUAGUCUUGGUGCAAAAUUAUUUGGAAAGGACUGGGCGUGGAGUAUGGGCAAAACAGUUCCGGGAGGCAUCAUUAAACAAGGACGACGAGGAGUUACGAAGGGUCAUGGCUAACUAUGGUGAGGGUGUCGUGGAUGCUCUGGGAUACGAAGUGGAUCGGCUGGAGUCAGAGAUCCAGAAGAUUGUGCCUGGAAUUAGACAUGUUGACAUCGAGGCACACAACCCGGAAGGGAUUUCUAUUUAGAGCAGCAAUUUUUGUACAGUAUGGAUGCAUUCGGUUGGUUGAUCACACUUUUGCUCUAUGCCAAUCCGAUUAGUAUUAUUUUUUGGCGCCCGGAUAUUCUAUUCCUCGGAAGUUCGGCCAUUGUUUACCCCAUGUAUGAACGAGAUGCUUCCAGAUUGUCUUCGUGAAUGCUCACGUGUGCUUGUAAAAACUCAAUAGUCGACGGCGGUCUGUUACCUCCUCAGUUUGUUUGCAUCUUGUUUUUUGAAUGACUAUUUAUUUUACUUUCUUUGA